Homo sapiens (human) is the source of this 1036-nucleotide messenger RNA. RefSeq names its product proteinase 3 (gene PRTN3). Gene Ontology annotation, biological process: proteolysis. Lineage: Eukaryota; Metazoa; Chordata; Mammalia; Primates; Hominidae. The transcript has 5 exons. Gene Ontology annotation, cellular component: plasma membrane; extracellular region; membrane raft. Gene Ontology annotation, molecular function: serine-type endopeptidase activity. The record is from RefSeq and is a predicted model, not a curated record. The coding region runs from base 11 to 631 and encodes 206 amino acids.
GGACCCCACCAUGGCUCACCGGCCCCCCAGCCCUGCCCUGGCGUCCGUGCUGCUGGCCUUGCUGCUGAGCGGUGCUGCCCGAGCUGCGGAGAUCGUGGGCGGGCACGAGGCGCAGCCACACUCCCGGCCCUACAUGGCCUCCCUGCAGAUGCGGGGGAACCCGGGCAGCCACUUCUGCGGAGGCACCUUGAUCCACCCCAGCUUCGUGCUGACGGCCGCGCACUGCCUGCGGGACAUACCCCAGCGCCUGGUGAACGUGGUGCUCGGAGCCCACAACGUGCGGACGCAGGAGCCCACCCAGCAGCACUUCUCGGUGGCUCAGGUGUUUCUGAACAACUACGACGCGGAGAACAAACUGAACGACGUUCUCCUCAUCCAGCUGAGCAGCCCAGCCAACCUCAGUGCCUCCGUCGCCACAGUCCAGCUGCCACAGCAGGACCAGCCAGUGCCCCACGGCACCCAGUGCCUGGCCAUGGGCUGGGGCCGCGUGGGUGCCCACGACCCCCCAGCCCAGGUCCUGCAGGAGCUCAAUGUCACCGUGGUCACCUUCUUCUGCCGGCCACAUAACAUUUGCACUUUCGUCCCUCGCCGCAAGGCCGGCAUCUGCUUCGGAGACUCAGGUGGCCCCUGAUGGGUGACUGGCCGUCCCUGUCCUCCAGGGAGACUCAGGUGGCCCCCUGAUCUGUGAUGGCAUCAUCCAAGGAAUAGACUCCUUCGUGAUCUGGGGAUGUGCCACCCGCCUUUUCCCUGACUUCUUCACGCGGGUAGCCCUCUACGUGGACUGGAUCCGUUCCACGCUGCGCCGUGUGGAGGCCAAGGGCCGCCCCUGAACCGCCCCUCCCACAGCGCUGGCCGGGACCCCGAGCCUGGCUCCAAACCCUCGAGGCGGAUCUUUGGACAGAAGCAGCUCUUCCCCGAACACUGUGGCGUCCGGGACGGCCCCACCCGUCCCCCCACACUCCCUCCCACGGGGCUCCGGGAGACAGGCCGGCCCUGCACCUCACCCCACCGUGACCUCAAUAAACGUUGAAACUCC